Molecule: messenger RNA, 1341 nt
Organism: Melanaphis sacchari
Lineage: Eukaryota; Metazoa; Arthropoda; Insecta; Hemiptera; Aphididae
Gene: ATP6AP2
Product: renin receptor
Exons: 8
Coding region: 227-1147 (306 amino acids)
Biological process (GO): positive regulation of Wnt signaling pathway
Cellular component (GO): membrane; external side of plasma membrane
Molecular function (GO): signaling receptor activity
Source: RefSeq, a predicted model, not a curated record
UCCACUGCCGAGUACUUAGUAGAUGGUGCUGGAGUGCGAGCGUUAUCUUUUUAUUAUCUUGUAUUUUUAUUCUCACCUACGCCCAACGUUGCCCAAAUUGGUUUCCGAUUUUCAUCUUUCACCCCGACUGCAAUCCGGCGUAAACCAAACAUGAGCCGUCUGAUCGCGAUGAUCGCUCUGGCCACCGCCGUUUUGGCGUCCGCAAGUGCCCAAAGCCAUCAACUAUAUGUCCUCAACAGUCCAUCAAGCGUCAAGAUCGGUCAGUCCGUGCCAUUGCGUGCCACCGAGUUGGCUGAUGUUGUAUCGUCGACAUUGGGCUUCACCGUUCCGCAUGGAGAAAAAAACUUGGAGCAAUUUAAUGGUGGCAGAUCCAUUUUCAUUACCUGAAGCUGUAGUUGUCCUUGAGAUACCUGGAUUAAUGAAUCCCGGUUUCAACUUAAAUAAAGUUGACCAUCAUGAUUUAAUUUUGGAUGAAUCCUUAGAUGAAGUGUAUACUACUGUGGAACACAGAAUGAAGGAGAGACUUAAUGAUAAGGAAUAUAGCAUUAUGCAUGGUUCCUUAACCAAUGAUGAAUUUCUUAAGAAUCAAGUAUUCCAUCCAAAUUUUAAGCUUAAUCCUAGUAUUAAACCUGAACACAUUGAUUCAUAUGAUGAAAAGUAUGCUGUGUUUUUCAAUGAAAUUUACAACUUACAUCAAUUGGGGCAAGGUGUCAAAGAGAGUUCGUUAAAAAAUAAUGUACCAGAUUUUCAUUGGUUUCAAUUGCAAGGCAUAAAAGCUUUAACUGCUGUAAAUAAACCAAAUUCAGAAGAAACUAUUGAUGGUGAAAGGCUUUUAAAUGAAGCCAUAUCUACAUUGGUUCAAUCAUAUAAUGACAUUUAUAAUAAUGAGGUGUUAAUUAUUGCUAUUACCAACAAAGCAAAAGAAUCGCAUAGAAAUAAACGUGAACUUAGUAGCGUAGAAAAGAAUCUUAAUGUUGCUGAACCAAUAUCUAAUGAUUAUCCAGUUAUAUUCAACCUUAUACUGUGGUUUGUUGUAAUAUUUGUCUUUUCCCUUUUGGCUAUAGCAUUGAGUAUUGCCCAAAUGGAUCCUGGUCGCGAUUCAAUAAUCUACCGUAUGACCAGUAAUAGAAUGAAGAAAGAAAACUAAGUGUUCAUAACAUAUUGAAACAUGUUGACUAUGCAACUAAUAAUUAUGAAUGAUUAAAAAAGAAACAACAACAAAACUUAAAUUUGGCUUAGAAUCCAUUCCAAUUUGUAUAUAAGUGUUUGCGUUCAACACAAAUAUUAUGAUUAUUGUACUAAGUUUUUGUUUUAUUUAAUUUAAAUUAUUAUUUUGAAACA